This is a messenger RNA of Seriola dumerili (greater amberjack), 1814 nucleotides long. RefSeq names its product ADP ribosylation factor 4 (gene arf4). The transcript is spliced from 6 exons. The record is from RefSeq and is a predicted model, not a curated record. Gene Ontology annotation, biological process: intracellular protein transport; vesicle-mediated transport. Lineage: Eukaryota; Metazoa; Chordata; Actinopteri; Carangiformes; Carangidae. Gene Ontology annotation, cellular component: cytoplasm; plasma membrane. Gene Ontology annotation, molecular function: GTPase activity; GTP binding. Bases 139 to 678 code for a protein of 179 amino acids.
GGAUAACACACGCACACAUAACACACACACACUACCGCUCUAUAAAACCCCAGACACUCACACUCACACACACACACCGACACACAAACACACAGCGAGCUCUUUAGUGCGGAGGAGAAACUUUCUACCUGAACCAUCAUGGGCGUCAUCAUCUCACGAAUCUUCUCCAGGUUCACCUCGAAGACACCUGUCCGGAUUUUAAUGGUGGGUCUGGAUGGAGCAGGUAAAACCACACUGCUGUACAGACUGAAGCUGGCCGAGGUCGUCACCACCAUCCCAACCAUUGGUUUUAAUGUGGAGACAGUGGAGUAUAAUAACAUCAGUUUCACAGUUUGGGAUGUUGGUGGCCAGACUGUCAUCAGGCCUCUGUGGAGACAUUACUACACUAACACACAGGGUUUGAUCUUUGUGGUCGACAGCAACGACCCCGAGAGGAUUAAAGAGGCUGGAGACGAGCUGCACAGGAUGUUGGAGGAGGACGAGCUGAGAGGCGUGGCCAUUCUGGUUUUCGCUAACAAGCAGGAUUUGCCCAGAGCCAUGUCCGUCAUUGAUGUCACCACGGCCCUGGGCCUAUCAGCGAUCUCACAGCCGUGGUAUGUCCAGUCGUCCUGUGCCGUCAGUGGUACAGGUCUGGUCGAGGGUCUGGACUGGCUCUCCAACCGGAUCCUGAAGCAGUAGGAGCUGAAGUGAAGCUCUGGAUUGUUCCUUUUCCUGCUGAGUCUUCAAAGACAAAAGGCUUUCUCCUGUGAACUGAGCCGAGACUGUGAAUCCAGGAGAGACACAACAAAGUGAUCCCACAUACAUUAAAUCCAGCUUUCCGCAAAGACAUUUUACUGCUGCGUUCACAAGCACGUAGGAAAACCCUGUAGAUCCCAGCUCUUCCAGAAAACACACUACAGAUUGUACCAUGUUCAUGGCACAUUAAAAGAAUCAUAAAGAUGUGGUGAAAUGUCAGAGCAACAAUCUGAGACUAGGGAAUUACAUUUAUUAACUUAAAAUGAACCUGCAGCAGGUCAUUUUGGCUUUCAGUUCUCAAAAACAGAUCAAUUUUAUCACCUCAAACUGCUGUUGAUCUGCAGUGAAAAGCCUAAAAAGUGGAAAACAUCUGUGCCUCUAAAACCCUCACGUUAAUGUACAAUGUAAACAGAGCUUCAGGCUUUUGAGUUGUUGUCUCUGCCAUCAGAAAGUGUCGAGAGGAGUCGAUGAUAAGGAGCUAAGGCGAUAAGGAGCCACUGAUGAUGUCAAAACUGUUUAUACUUCCAACAGGUCGAAGACAGAUGUAAUGUUUUAGACCCGUCCUUUCCAACCUUUUGAGCUUCUUAUGCCUCAAAAUAAAGUGGCGUCUACUCGUGUGAGGUCAUGACCUUAAUGUGGACAUGAGAGAAGGAUUUUUCCGUCUCUGUUUCAUUCGAAAAAAUAGAGAAAAAUCAGAUCUAUCACAUUAUUUUGUGUCACAGAGGUUUCUGGUCAUCCCAUAAAUAUAUUUCUUUGACUGGCGGGUGGGUCAUUUUUAUGGGAAACACAUUUGAACUGCAGUGAUUAUUUUCAUCUUUUCAUCUCUUGAGGGAUUGUAAGCAUUAACAUAAAAUUAAUCUCUUAUCUGUCAUUAAUGAUGUUAGGCUUGAAAUAAACUUAAUGACUUCUAUUAUAAGUCAAUUAUAUGUUUCCUGUAACAGUUUCUUCGUCACAUGAAGAAACACAUGAUUAAAACUGUCCUGCUGGUUUUGUUGGGUAAAUUUACUGUAUAAUUGUUUUAUGUUGCUAUUUGAAUAAUCAGCUGAGAUUCUUUUCUGUUGCUUCACAUGUAAGGUAAG